Messenger RNA from Prorocentrum cordatum, 2707 nucleotides. The record is from the annotation of a GenBank genome assembly. NCBI's taxonomy places the organism in Eukaryota, Dinophyceae, Prorocentrales, Prorocentraceae.
AUGGCGCUGGAGAUGUGCCCAUCACGCGAGCUGCCGACCAGGCGCACACACAUCUACACGGACGGCAGCUACAAUGGCAUCCCACAUACAGCCGCCUGGGCAGUAGUCAUCGUCGACGAGUACGACGACGGGCGCAACUCACGAGGCCCGUUUGGCUUUCGGGGUUUCAUUGCUGACAAGGUCACCGAGUCCCUAGACGACAUGGCAAACAACGAGAAGGUGACGGCAUACACAGCUGAGCUCACGGCAGUACUUUGGGCACUAAUGUGGGCCCUUGGUCAAGACACCGCCGCGCCCAUCGAGGUCACGCCCGACGCCCUCAAUGUUAUCAACCUGGCCAAAGAUGAGGUCAAGGCCGCAUACCCUUCCUUGCGGAACCAAGACUUCAUCAUCGGGGCCACUCAGCCGCAGGCAGCCCCAUGUGCGAUCCAGAGGCCCAUCAGCACCACCACCAUCAAGGCCGACCUCAACAUGAAUUUGUGCACCUACAACUGCAGAUCACUCAAGGCCGCCGUCAGCUUCAAGUCGGGCAAAGGCAAGGCGGCCGGUAAAAGCAAGCAGAGCAUCUCCAGGGUUCGCCACACGCAGCAGAACAGAGGAUGCGACAUCUGGCUCAACGUCUCCCAGCCGAUCAGCGUGAGUGGGGCAGCGAAGUACCUAAGUGCCAAAGACACCCUCGUCCUACACCAGCACGACAGGCUCUUGAUCAUCAAGACCCGCGUUGCAGGCACAGACAUGGUCAUCGCCUCAGCAUAUGCACCCCGCGAAGACUCCCAGGCGGCUGAGAAGAGAGAAUUCUGGGAGUCUGCUCAGCGAUUGUCUGCCAAGUACCGCGUGGACAUCUUCAUGGGAGACCUGAACGGGCGUCUUGGUGACUACGAGUCCCCAGGAGUUGGCGCCAGUGGGUACCCAGAAGCGACCAACGGCAAUGGCAAGCACAUCAUCAGCUUCGCUGCCGACACCGACAUGGAGGUCAUCAACACCACGAAGGAUCCAGGCAACAACUCAUUUACGCAUAUCGGAUCGAAGGGGCAGCGCCGCAGGAUAGACUACAUCCUGCUGAGCUCCUCGAUCACCCCGUAUGUUGCGAGCUGCAGCACGGAGCCAGGUCUUGACCGAGGCACAGCUGCACAAGACCACAUACCAGUACUCGCCACCCUCAAGUGGGCCGUCUGCAAGACCACCAAGGCCUCAGGACCGCGGCCCGAUCUGACCAACUUAAACAACGAGGUCGCCAAGGACAGCUUUAAGGAGAUUCUCAAGCAGGCCCCGAUCAUCCCCUGGGAGGUGGACGUCAACACCCACUGCGAGGAGGUCACCAGAGUCGUCAACAACGCGGCCAUCCAGGCCUUCGGCAAGGCCGUCAAGGCAGCGAGGAAGCCCUACGUCACCAAGACUACCAUGGGCGAAGUCGGGGCCUCACUGGCCCUGUGGAGCAGAGAGCGUGGCGACGACGAUGGCACCAUCCACGACAUCCACGACUACGCGCACCUCCUCCUGAACUGGACGAUCUCGCCCAUGGUCUACGCCAUGGCCAUCCUCUCCUUCCUCGCCAGGUCUGGGCUCCUCGUUGCCUCGGCCGUCGAGAAGGACCGUAGUGCCUUCCUCAGCCGGCUUGCCUCAACUGCGUCCUCCGCCUCCGCUGCGAACGACGCUGCGGCCCAGUGGAAGGCCUACCGCGACCUACUAAGGUAUGGCGGGAGGAAGGCGAAGUUCCCAGCAGGAAAGCCGAUGCGGCUCGACAAGGACGGAGAGGUGAUCCACAACUCCCAGGACAUGGCGGACCAGGAGCUCAACCAUUUCGCGAAGAUACAGGCGGGUAAGAUCGUGACAGCGGAUGAUCUUGCCAACAAGUAUAAUCAUGACAGCAAGACCAGGCCUUUCGACGGCAUGCUGGAUCUCUCCAUGGUGGUGCCCCUGGCCGUCUGCCAGGCCCAGUUCGCUGCGGCCAAGGCUGGGACGCAAGGAGGCCCUGACGGGCUCACGAACGCCGUCCUCAGGGCGGCUCCUACAGAGGCAGCAAGGCUACUGCACCCCCUCUUCACCAAGGUGUCGACCACCGUACGGAAGCCGCUGAGCUUCAAGGGCGGGGACCUGGUCGCAAUCCCCAAAGGAAAAGGCGACCCGCGGUACCUCCUAGCGUACCGCGAGAUCCUCUUAAACAACGUCCUGGGCAAGCACCACCAUAAAUACCUGAGGGCUAUGCUCACCACUACCCUCGCCAUAGCGCUGGAGGACAUCCAGGUUGGCGGCCGGCCCAAGCGAGGGGCUGACAUGGCGGUCCUAGCAGCGCGACUCUUCACAGAAAGAAGCCAGGCCCAAGGGAAGUGCUCCAUGAUCAGCUGCUACGACUUAAAGGAGGCCUUCUACUCGGUUGUAGUCCAGCUGGUCCAUGGCAUCCCAGGCGAGGAGGACGAGGUCAAGGAGGUGCGAGAAAACCUCGAAGUUCCCCUGUGGGCCCAGCCACAAUUGGAGCACCUCAUGGCCAACCCAGGGAUACUCGACACAGUGUUGGACGGCUCCCACCUGGCUGCCCUCAUUGCAGAAGGGUACCGCAACAGGUGGACAUCGCACAGGUUCUCCCAGAACCUCAUGGCGCCGCACAAGGGCACGAGGCCUGGCGUGCCCCUAGCCGACGCGGACUUCAACCUGCUCUUCGGCCGAGUCCACCGCAUGAUUGACAGCUACCUUGCGCAGCGAGGGCUAA